Messenger RNA from Hippopotamus amphibius kiboko, 276 nucleotides. RefSeq names its product small integral membrane protein 13-like. The transcript has a single exon. Lineage: Eukaryota; Metazoa; Chordata; Mammalia; Artiodactyla; Hippopotamidae. The record is from RefSeq and is a predicted model, not a curated record. Bases 13 to 276 code for a protein of 87 amino acids.
UCGCCCCUCAAGAUGUGGCACAGCGUCGGGCUGACGCUGCUGGUGUUCGUGGCCACGCUGCUGAUCGUGCUGCUGCUGAUGGUGUGCGGUUGGUAUUUUGUUUGGCAUCAUUUUUUGUCAAAAUUCAAGUUCCUUUGGGAACUGGUGGGAGACACAGGAUCCCAGGAGGGACAUCAUGAACCCUCAGGGUCUGAAACAGAAGAAGACGCGUCAGCAUCCCCACACAGGAUCAGAGCUGCUCGCCAAAGGAGGGCAGCUGCUGAUGAAGGCCACUGA